Coniophora puteana RWD-64-598 SS2 is the source of this 1516-nucleotide messenger RNA. RefSeq names its product ERG4 ERG24 ergosterol biosynthesis protein. Gene Ontology annotation, cellular component: endoplasmic reticulum membrane. Gene Ontology annotation, molecular function: Delta14-sterol reductase activity. The record is from RefSeq and is a predicted model, not a curated record. Bases 55 to 1389 code for a protein of 444 amino acids. The transcript has 5 exons. Gene Ontology annotation, biological process: ergosterol biosynthetic process. NCBI's taxonomy places the organism in Eukaryota, Fungi, Basidiomycota, Agaricomycetes, Boletales, Coniophoraceae.
UUCACAUCACUUUCGCUUGUUUACUUCUCUGUAUCCCUUUGACCGUCAGACACGAUGGCCAAAACAGAAAAGGACGCCAUCGCCAAAGGCGGCAGCGCGCUUAACCCGCGCACGACCUCUUACGAGUUUCUCGGCCCCCCCGGCGCGUUCCUCAUCUCCGUCGGUGUGCCCAUCAUGACCUUCGCGCUUUACUAUGGCUGCUCCGAGGAGACCGGCGGCUGUCCACCCACGCUCGACCUCACCACCAUCUCAGAGCGCGUCCAGGACGCGGUGAAGAACCCCGAGUGGUGGGUAUCCCUCUGGGACAAGGAAGCCGCGACGAUGUAUGCGGCGUGGUAUGCCUUCUGCGUCGUGGCGUGGGCGAUUUUGCCGGGUGACUGGAUUGAGGGGGUGCAGAUGAGGACUGGGGGGAGGAAGCAGUAUAAGAUUAAUGCGUUCUCAACGUUCCUCCUUGCCAUGGGUAUCGCGUCCGGCUUUAUACUUCGCAACGGCCCCGAGGCGUUCACUUUCAUAUACGACAAGUGGGUUGGCUUCCUCACCGCUGCUCUCGCCAUGUCCGUCUUUCAAGCUUUGUACGUCUACGCCAUGUCCUUCCGCUCUGGCGCGCUCCUCGCCCUCGGUGGAAACUCCGGUAAUCCCAUCUACGACUGGUACAUCGGACGCGAACUCAACCCCUCCGUCGGCUCCUUGGACAUCAAAUCCUUCAACGAGCUCCGCCCCGGCCUCAUCCUCUGGGUGCUCAUCGACCUCUCCAUGGUCUGCACACAAGCCGCGCGCCGCGGCGGCUGGGCGGAGGUGACCGCGUCGAUGUGGCUCGUGCUCGCGUUCCAGACGUGGUACGUCGCCGACGCGCUCUACAACGAGCCCGCCAUCUUCACGACGAUGGACAUCACCACCGACGGCUUCGGGUUCAUGCUCGCCGUCGGCGACCUCGUGUGGGUGCCGUUUGUGUACUCGCUUCAGGCGCGGUACCUCGUGUUUGAGCAGGUCGAGCUCGGCCCCUAUGCGACGGCGGGUAUUGUGGCUGUGAAUCUGCUGGGGUACUAUAUCUUCCGCGCCGCGAAUGGGGAGAAGAACGAUUUCAGGAACGGGAAGAACCCUAAGAACCUCGAGUUCUUCGUCACCAAAUCCGGCUCCAAGCUCCUCACCUCGGGCUGGUGGGGCCGCUCGCGCCACCCCAACUACUUGGGCGACCUCGUCAUGGCGUUCGCAUGGUCGCUGCCGACCGGGUUCAACACGCCCAUCACGUACUUCUACGUCAUGUACUUCGCCGUGCUGCUCAUCCACCGCCAGAGGCGCGACGACGAGGCGUGCGAGAAGAAGUACGGCGAGGACUGGGAGGUGUACAAGAAGAAGGUUUCCUCUCGGAUCGUGCCGUACAUCUACUAAGCAGGCUGUAGCGCGGUUGUUGUUUCGAGAGUUCCUUGGCGAUAUCGACGCGAAAGAGGAGUGAAAUCAGUUAACAUGUUACAUUUGUCUCCGACAGUUAGUUUGCUCUUUAUAUAAUCUAAAAUGC